ACGAGGAACUCUGAACAUACUGUAGUUUCUCUGACAUUUCCGGGUCCUGUGACUUAUCAGGUGGCUGUUAAGCGGCAUCAGGAGGCGAGGGAGGAGGAGGAGGAGGAGAACAAGGAGAAUUAGAAAAAGGGGGGAGACAAAUGUACUUUCUGUUGCAUCUGGCCCUCAGCCGUCUGACCAGCCCAGUUCACAGCAGCUCCUCACAGGAAGCCUACAUGAGCGAGAAAGCAGAAGCUGUCAGAGUUUAGAGAAAAGUCGUCAGUGUCAGUCUCAGCAUGGCCGGGGGCUCGGUGUCCGAGUGUAAGGAGUACUUGUUCAAAGUGCUGGUCAUCGGGGAACUGGGCGUCGGGAAAACCAGUAUCAUCAAACGCUACGUGCACCAGCUUUUCUCGCAGCACUACAGGGCGACGAUCGGGGUCGACUUUGCGCUCAAAGUUAUCAACUGGGACAGCAAGACGCUGGUCAGGUUACAGCUGUGGGAUAUCGCAGGUCAGGAACGGUUUGGGAACAUGACGCGAGUGUACUACAAAGAGGCCGUUGGGGCAUUCGUGGUGUUCGAUGUGACGAGGGGCUCCACAUUCGAGGCAGUAUCGAAGUGGAAGCAUGACCUGGACAGCAAGGUGAAGCUGGCUAAUGGAAACCCCAUCCCCUCAGUUCUGCUCGCCAAUAAAUGUGACCAGAAGAAAGAGAACUCCAACAACACAACCCUAAUGGACAAUUUCUGCAAAGAGACUGGCUUCCUUGGCUGGUUUGAAACCUCAGCUAAGGACAACAUCAAUGUGGACGAGGCGGCACGCUUCCUGGUGGAGAACAUCUUGGCAAAUGAUAAAGGUCUGCCUUAUGAGGAGAGCAAUGGAGACCGGAUCAAACUGGACCCGGAGACUGUGGCUGCUGAGAGCAAGUCGGGCUGCUGUUAACGCUCAGUCCAUUCAAAUUAGCCAUCCACCUCCCCUUGGCAGGGUCCAACCCCUUCACCCAGCUGGCAGCUCUGCUGCCUCCCAGAGGAAUAUGAAUUUCUUUGGGUCUUCAAAGCUCCAGGAUUUUCUCCUCCUUGUACUGAUGCUCCUUUGGCCUGAGCAUCUGAGUUUGUCCUUGUCCCUUGGCCAGAAUAGAAGCCCAGUUUUAUCUCAGUGUUGUCCCAAAUGUUGUCACUGCCUGUGCCAGGCUGUUUACUUCUUUGACCGUUAAAGCAUAUGAUCUUUGUUAUUGUUUGUCACACCACAUAUUUCCCUGACCGUGUAUGAAACACCAGUCAGCCCUCCACACCUGAACCCUGCUGCUCCUUCCAAAUCCUGGUGCCCCAACAGCACCUGAAGCCCUGGGCUAAACCACAACAUAGAAGGGGGUGCAAACUAAACAGAAAGCUGAGAAAUACAAACGAGAAUGCAACCUCUUGAUUUAUGCCAACCUGGUGCACUCUUUCACAGUAUUCUUGUCAUUCAGCAUUUAUCUGUGAAACAGACCAUUUUAUUCUUUAGUGAUUCUGAAAUAUAUCUUCAUUUAACAUAUAAAAUGCCCCUUAAACAACACUUUUUACAGCAUGAUCAGGCUUGUGUUUCCAGCGGUUCUUUAGACUACAGUAUAAAAAGUAAGCAACAACUAUCAGUGUAUAAGUGUUAUUGUAUCUCAUGUCGCUGCCAUGAAUUGCCAUCUUUAUGUCAUAUGUUCUCUGCAAUAAUGUGCCAUAACACAGUUCUUGUUAUGUCAAAUUGAGGGGAAUACUUUGUGUUGUUCACUCAAAUAUUUAAGGACACAGACGGACAAUAUGUGUUCCAGAAAAACUCAAAUAAUGGUAUGAUAUAGGACACUGGGAAAUCUUUGUUUGAUUGUAUUGCCACCAGAUUGAAAACAUAGAUCUGAUUUAUAGGAUGUUUUUUAUAAUGUGUUGGGUUGUGCAUUAUACUGGUAUAACUGGUGAGAUCUCAUUAAAAUCGUGACGGUGUGACAAUCUGACAGAGGACUAUAUUCUCCUGUACAUAAGGAUAUGUUAAAGUGUUCCAUGAGAUAUGAAGGAUUUUUUUAAACGUGGAGUUUACAUGUGAAAAUACUAUAAAUCUACUCGACCAAAAUAGAAUAAACAUUUUAACAGA
Molecule: messenger RNA, 2090 nt
Organism: Scatophagus argus
Lineage: Eukaryota; Metazoa; Chordata; Actinopteri; Scatophagidae
Gene: rab32a
Product: RAB32a, member RAS oncogene family
Exons: 3
Coding region: 276-917 (213 amino acids)
Biological process (GO): vesicle-mediated transport
Cellular component (GO): Golgi apparatus; vesicle; trans-Golgi network
Molecular function (GO): GTPase activity; GTP binding
Source: RefSeq, a predicted model, not a curated record